UCGACCGUCACGAGCACUAUAACCGUCGUCAUCGUCCAAGCUUAACCUUCACCCUUUAAACUUCAAUCUUAUUUAAGUUUUUCUGUUUGUAAGCGUAAUUAUGACUCUGACAUUAGGAAUCAGGCGAGCGACCGCGAUGAGUUUCUUCGCACAGGGCGCGCAUACGACGCUCGUGCCCUCGCUGAAAACGCGCAACGAGGACGAGCUGGACGGGUGCGCGGAUGAGAUGGACUCCGCGUUAAAGCCGGUGAGGCCGGGAACGAACGGAACAAAAGGCCUCCAGCUCGACGGGCGCUUCGUGUCCGCGACCGACGGCUCUCUCCCGUCCACUCCGGACUCAGCCGAGCUCGGGUCCGCAGAACUGGACCGUGAUACUCGACAGCUCCUGCUGGACUUCUAUCGCACACACGGAAUGUGUUCACCCGAGCAGAACCACAACAGCGCGCUGCCGACAAUGAGGCGCGUCGUCGGGGAGAUUCUCGAGAAGCACCAGAUCGUAUACAAAGGCAUGUUGCAGCGCCUCCACAUGGACUCUCAGAAGGACUCGCUGGACUUCGUCGGCUCGAUAGCGAAGAGCAUGUUCAGCGACGGCAGCACGAACUGGGGCCGCGUCACGAGCCUGGUGGCGUUCGGGGCCGUGGUGUGUUCCCGCCUCAAGGAGUGCCAGCGCGAGGAGUGUGUGGAGGCCGUGGCGCAGCAGAUCUCCUCAUACCUGAUCUCAGAACAGCACCACUGGCUGCGGAGCAACAACGGCUGGGAAGGGUUUGUGCAGUUCUUCCGCGAGGAGGAGGACGUGGAGUCGCGCGUGCGCGGCGCGCUGAUGGCGGUCGUCGGCUGCGCGGGGAUCGGCGCCGGCCUGGCGUUGCUGAUGCGGUGAGAACGGGCCGCUCCGGGGCAAGCUGAGCCGCCCCGCCGACACUGACGCGCACCAGUGUGUCGUUCGGAGUGAACCUCCGGCUACAGUCCGGCUCUGUGCCGGCGCCUGCUCACGCCACGCGAUUGGGCUCUUCGCGAGCCAGAUGUGACCAAGAUUAUAGACUUUUCAGAUUUAUUUUUUUAUAAUAAAACAAAUACUGAAAGAA
Messenger RNA from Rhinichthys klamathensis goyatoka, 1082 nucleotides. RefSeq names its product MCL1 apoptosis regulator, BCL2 family member a (gene mcl1a). Gene Ontology annotation, molecular function: protein homodimerization activity; channel activity; protein heterodimerization activity. Gene Ontology annotation, biological process: extrinsic apoptotic signaling pathway in absence of ligand; release of cytochrome c from mitochondria; mitochondrial fusion. The record is from RefSeq and is a predicted model, not a curated record. Gene Ontology annotation, cellular component: mitochondrial outer membrane. Lineage: Eukaryota; Metazoa; Chordata; Actinopteri; Cypriniformes; Leuciscidae.